Messenger RNA from Malus domestica (apple), 1583 nucleotides. RefSeq names its product serine/arginine-rich splicing factor RSZ22A-like. Gene Ontology annotation, cellular component: nuclear speck. NCBI's taxonomy places the organism in Eukaryota, Viridiplantae, Streptophyta, Magnoliopsida, Rosales, Rosaceae. Gene Ontology annotation, biological process: mRNA splicing, via spliceosome. The record is from RefSeq and is a predicted model, not a curated record. Gene Ontology annotation, molecular function: zinc ion binding; RNA binding.
GGGGCCAAUCUGAGAUUUUAAAUUUUAGAGGGGUCGUUGACCAAUUAGCCUCUUAUAUAAAAUCCAAAACCUGAAUGACCGACCCCCAACAAGGAGCUGCUGCUAGGGUUUCUGUCCGUCUAUUUCGGCAACGCUCAAGUUUGUGAUUUUACAGCUUGAUUCGAAGAAUGUCUCGUGUGUACGUCGGAAACUUGAGUCCUCGAGUGUCCGAGGGAGAGCUCGAAGACGAGUUUCGUGUUUUUGGAAAUAUUAGAAGCGUGUGGGUUGCUCGGAGACCACCGGGUUACGCUUUUGUUGACUUCGAUGACAGUAGAGAUGCAGAGGAUGCAAUCCGUGAAUUAGAUGGUAAGAAUAACUGGAGAGUUGAGCUUUCACACAACUCUAGAGGUGGUGGUGGUGGUGGUGGUGGUGGUGGUCGUGGUGGAGGUGGUCGUGGCCGCUCUGGCGGUUCUGAUUUGAAGUGCUAUGAGUGUGGUGAGCCUGGCCAUUUUGCUCGUGAAUGUCGUCUACGUGGUGGUGGUGGUGGAGGUGGUGGUGGAAGGCGUCGUAGCCGCACUCCCCCUCGCUAUCGCAGAAGUCCUAGUUAUGGUCGCAGGAGCUACAGUCCUCGUGGGAGAUCCCCUAGACGUCGCAGUUUGACACCACGAGGGAAUAGCCGCAGCAGGUCCCCACCAUACCGUGGGCGGGAGGAGUUGCCAUAUGCCAAUGGCAAUGGUCUAAAGGAUCGCCGCCGAAGCAGGAGUUAAGGAGUGCAUGGAUGGCUAGCCGGUGUUGUUUAAGAAGAUAUACUGGGAUUAAGUGUUGUUUAGUGUGCUUGGACAUCAGGACAACUAUGUUUAAAUUUGGGGACGCCCUCAGCCUCUACUGUCUCUCUGAUUUGGUUAAGUUCCUUCCUUUCUUAACUCUAGCUCGUUUUAUUUACCUUUGCAAAAUAGGCGUAGGGAUAAGGAUCUUAAAGGUAAAGUCUUAAACAUUAUAACUUUGUUUAAGAGUGUUUCUGAGAAUGCUGCUAAAACUCUAUGCUUUUUCUGUGCUUUUUGUGUUGAGGUGUCGUCUGGUUCUUCUGCUUCAUUGGUUUUGUUCUUCUGCACUCCCUGGCCCCUGGGAUUUUUGUGCUUCACUACUGCCCUGCUCUGGGAUCUUCAAUUUUGCAUGGUUGUUGGUCCCAGCCGGCUAGAGCUUCAAUUUUGUGUUUCUGCACUCUCCCGGGGAUUUCUUCACUGCCCUGCUAGUGGGAUCUUCAAUUUUGAAUGGUUGUGGGUCCCGGCCUGCUAUCUGCAGAGCUUCUAUUUUCCUUGAACUUCGUCGGUAGCUAUGCGCCUCUCUCAAACUACUGUAAUGCAUUGGUUUAAACUAUUACUUAAAAGGAUCGAGCAGCAGGGUACGCGCCGAAUGUUUGUGCAGGUACUCACAUCUGUUCUUCAGAACUUGGGUUGUUCAUAAACGAUAGAGUUGUUUAUGCAGGUACUCUAAUAUAUAAAUGAGUUCGUUGCGUGUGCUACAUGAUUCUACUUUUUAGAGAUUUGGUAGUGACAGUAGUUUCUUAGUCCCAAAGCUCCCAUAUUCUGGGAUUUGAUCUUCAA